This is a messenger RNA of Insectozyma verbasci, 4929 nucleotides long. NCBI's taxonomy places the organism in Eukaryota, Fungi, Ascomycota, Pichiomycetes, Serinales, Debaryomycetaceae. The record is from the annotation of a GenBank genome assembly.
AUGACAGAUUCAACACCUUUAAGGACAAUUAAGGAAGUGCAGUUCGGGCUAUUGAGUCCAGAAGAGAUUAAAAGCAUUAGUGUUUGUAAGAUAGAGUAUCCAGAAACCAUGAAUUUUCAGGAUAAAAAGGCUAAAGAAGGAGGUCUCAACGAUCCUAGAUUAGGCUCUAUAGACAGGAAUUUCAAGUGUCUUACUUGUAGUGAGGAUAUGAGCAGUUGUCCAGGUCACUUCGGACACAUUGAGUUAGCUAAACCUGUAUUCCACAUUGGAUUUAUUGCCAAAAUCAAAAAAACAUUAGAAUCUGUCUGUUUAGACUGUGGUAAGUUACUAUUAGAUGCAUCUAAUCCUCAAAUGGCACAAGCUAUUAGAAUUAGAGAUCCUAAAAAACGUUUUCAUGCAGUGUGGUCAUUAGCCAAGACUAAAAUGAAGUGUGAAACUGAAGAUGGGUGUGGGCAUGUUCAACCUCUGAUUAGAAGAGAUGGUUUAAAGUUAUAUGGUACUUGGAAAGCUAAUAAAGAUGAAGAACAACCAGAGAAAAGAUUAUUAACUCCUAGUGAAAUUUUAAAUGUUUUUAAACAUAUUUCAAGUGAAGAUGCUCAAAAUCUUGGAUUUAAUGAAGAUUAUGCUAGACCAGAAUGGAUGUUAAUAUCUGUUUUACCUGUACCACCACCACCAGUACGUCCAUCAAUUGCGUUUAAUGAAACAGCUAGAGGAGAAGAUGAUUUAACUUUUAAAUUAGCUGAUAUUUUAAAAGCAAAUAUAAAUGUAUCUAGAUUAGAAUUGGAUGGAUCUCCUCAACAUGUUAUACAAGAAUUUGAAGCUUUAUUACAAUUUCAUGUUGCUACUUAUAUGGAUAAUGAUAUUGCAGGUCAACCUCAAGCUUUACAAAAAACUGGUAGACCAAUUAAAUCAAUUAGAGCAAGAUUGAAGGGUAAAGAAGGUAGAUUAAGAGGGAAUUUAAUGGGUAAAAGAGUUGAUUUUUCAGCUAGAACUGUUAUUAGUGGUGAUCCAAAUUUAGAUUUAGAUCAAGUUGGUGUACCUAUAUCAAUUGCAAAAACUUUAAGUUAUCCAGAAAUUGUUACACCGUUUAAUAUUCAUAAAUUAACAGAAUAUGUAAGAAAUGGUCCAAAUGAACAUCCUGGUGCUAAAUAUGUUAUUAGAGAUACAGGAGAUCGUAUUGAUUUAAGAUACAACAAAGGAAAUUUAGCUUUACAAUACGGUUGGAAAGUUGAACGUCAUCUUAUGGAUGAUGAUCCUGUUUUAUUUAAUAGACAACCUUCCUUACAUAAGAUGAGUAUGAUGGCCCAUAGGGUUAAGGUAAUGCCGUAUUCAACAUUUAGAUUAAACUUAUCAGUUACUUCACCUUAUAAUGCUGAUUUUGAUGGUGAUGAAAUGAAUUUACAUGUACCACAAUCAUCAGAAACUAGAUCUGAAUUAUCGCAAAUUUGUGCUGUUCCAUUACAAAUUGUUUCUCCACAAUCUAAUAAACCAGUUAUGGGAAUUGUUCAAGAUACUUUAUGUGGUAUUAGAAAAAUGACCCUAAGAGAUAUCUUUAUAGAUUAUGAUCAAGUUAUGAAUAUGUGUUAUUGGAUUCCAAAUUGGGAUGGUGUUAUUCCACCACCAGCAAUUAUAAAACCAAAACCUUUAUGGUCAGGUAAACAAUUAUUAUCAUUGGCAAUUCCAAAAGGUAUUCAUUUACAAAGAUUUGAUGGAGGUAGAGAUUUAUUAAGUCCUAAUGACUCAGGUAUGUUAAUUGUUGAUGGAGAAAUUAUGUUUGGAGUUGUUGAUAAAAAAACAGUUGGUGCAACAGGUGGUGGAUUAAUUCAUACUGUAUUUAGGGAAAAAGGACCACAAGUUUGUGCACAAUUAUUUAGUAGUAUUCAAAAAGUUGUAAAUUAUUGGCUAUUACAUAAUGGAUUUUCAAUUGGUAUUGGUGAUACAAUUGCAGAUUCAGCAACAAUGCAAGAUAUAACUAAAACAAUUCAAGAAGCAAAAGCAAAAGUUCAAGAAAUUAUUAUUGAUGCACAACAUAACAAAUUAGAACCAGAACCAGGUAUGACUUUAAGAGAAAGUUUUGAACAUAAUGUAUCAAGAGUAUUAAAUCAAGCAAGAGAUACAGCUGGUAGAUCUGCAGAAAUGAGUUUAAAAGAUUUAAAUAAUGUUAAACAAAUGGUUACCUCUGGUUCUAAAGGUUCAUUUAUUAAUAUAUCACAAAUGAGUGCUUGUGUUGGUCAACAGAUUGUUGAAGGUAAAAGAAUUCCAUUUGGAUUUGCUGAUAGAUCAUUACCACAUUUUACAAAAGAUGAUUAUUCACCUGAAUCAAAAGGUUUUGUUGAAAAUAGUUAUUUAAGAGGUUUAACACCUCAAGAAUUCUUUUUCCAUGCAAUGGCUGGUAGAGAAGGUUUAAUUGAUACUGCUGUUAAAACUGCAGAAACUGGUUAUAUUCAAAGAAGAUUAGUUAAAGCUUUGGAAGAUAUUAUGGUUCAUUAUGAUGGUACUACAAGAAAUUCUUUGGGUGAUAUUAUUCAAUUUAUCUAUGGGGAGGAUGGUAUCGAUGCUACACAAGUUGAAAAACAAUCUGUUGAUACUAUACCCGGUAGUGAUGAAGCAUUUGAAAAAAGAUAUAGAAUUGAUUUAUUAGAAGAUAAUUUUGAAGGUAUAAUUGAAUCUGGUAAAGAAAUUCAAGGUGAUGUUGAAUUACAAAAAAUAUUAGAUCAGGAAUAUCAACAAUUAUUAGAUGAUAGAAAAUACCUUCGUGAAGUUUGUUUUCCAAAUGGUGAUUUUUCUUGGCCUUUACCUGUUAAUUUAAGAAGAGUUAUACAAAAUGCACAACAAAUUUUCCAUUCUGGUAGAUAUAAAGCAUCAGAUUUAAAAUUAGAUGAAAUUGUAUUAUCUAUUAAAGAAUUGUGUAAAAAAUUAUUAGUUGUUAGAGAUAAUCAAGAAGCUCAAGAUAAUGCAACAUUACUUUUCCAAUGUUUAUUAAGAUCAAGAUUAUCAGCAAAAAGAGUUGUUUCUGAAUUUAAAUUAAAUUCAUCAUCUUUUGAAUGGGUUUUAGGUGAAGUUGAAUCCCAAUUUCAAAAGUCAGUUGUUCAUCCUGGAGAAAUGGUUGGUGUUGUUGCUGCUCAAUCAAUUGGUGAACCAGCUACUCAAAUGACAUUAAAUACUUUCCAUUAUGCUGGUGUUUCAUCUAAAAAUGUUACUCUUGGUGUUCCUAGAUUAAAAGAAAUUUUAAAUGUUGCUAAGAAUAUUAAAACACCUGCAAUGACUGUUUAUUUAAAUCCAGAAAUUGCUUCUGAUAUUGAAAGGGCAAAACAAAUUCAAUCACAAAUUGAACAUACAAGUUUAAAAAAUGUUACAUCUUCUACUGAAAUUUAUUAUGAUGAAGAUCCAAAAACAACUAAAAUUGAUGAAGAUUAUGAUACAGUUGAAGCAUAUUUUGCAAUUCCUGAUGCUGAAAUUGAUGAAUCUAUAGAUAGACAAUCUCCAUGGUUAUUACGUUUAGAAUUAGAUAGAGCUAAAAUGUUGGAUAAACAAUUGGUUAUGGCUCAAGUUGCACAAACUAUAAAAGAUAAUUUUAAAGAAGAUUUAUUUGUUAUUUGGUCUGAUGAUACAGCUGAUAAAUUAAUAAUUCGUUGUAGAGUUAUUAGAGAUCCAAAAUUACUUGAUGAAGAUGAUGCAGAAGAAGAUCAAUUAUUAAAACGUAUUGAAGCUCAUAUGUUGGAAUCAAUUUCAUUAAGAGGUAUUCCAGGUAUAACAAAAGUUUUUAUGAUGCAACAUAAAACUUCAUUUGUUGAUGAAACUGGUGAAUAUAAACAAGGAAAAGAAUGGGUUUUAGAAACUGAUGGUGUUAAUUUAGCAGAUGUAAUGGCAGUACCUGGUGUUGAUUCUACAAGAACUUAUUCAAAUGAUUUUAUUGAAGUUUUAAGUGUAUUAGGUAUUGAAGCAACUAGAUCAGCAUUGUUUAAAGAAAUUUUAAAUGUUAUUGCAUUUGAUGGUUCUUAUGUUAAUUAUAGACACAUGGCAUUAUUAGUUGAUGUCAUGACAUCCAGAGGACAUUUGAUGGCAAUAACUCGUCAUGGUAUUAAUCGUUCUGAUACUGGUGCAUUAAUGAGAUGUUCAUUUGAAGAAACUGUUGAGAUUUUAUUAGAUGCUGCUGCAUCCGCUGAAUUAGAUGACUGUAGAGGAAUUUCAGAGAAUGUUAUGUUAGGACAAAUGGCACCUUUAGGUACUGGUUCAUUUGAUGUAAUGGUUGAUGAUUCAAUGUUGAAAGUAGAACAAGUUGAAUAUGAAGAAGGUGGUAAUACUCCUUAUCAAAUUGAAGCAAUUGAUGAAAAUGUUGCAAUUAGUGAAUCUGCAUUUUCUCCAUUACAAACUUAUGAAGAUAAAUCUGGUGGUUUAACUACUUAUCAAGCAACAUCACCAUUCAAUUAUGGAGCAGGUGCAACUAGUCCUUUGACGUUUGGAGGUGUUCAAAGUCCUUAUAAUUCUGGUAAUGUCAGUCCAAAUUUUGCUGUAAGUCUGCCAGCGUUUUAUAGUCCUACCAGUCCGUCAUUCGCAGCAUCUCCUUCAUUCAAUGCAUCUAAUCAAUCCCCAAGUUAUCAAUCACCAGUUCUGCCAAGUUAUGAAAGAAUUGUUCAAUCACCAAAUUCUUAUAAUCCAAAUUCUUACAGUCCUAGCUCGCCAGCUUUCAAUCAGCUGCCAAGCUAUUCGCCUUCUGAUAAUGCUAAUCAAUUCCUGCCAGUUAGUCCUAUGUUUUCGCCUUAUUCUGGUUCUCAAAAUCAUCAAAAUCAACAAAAUCGUCAAAAUCAAAAUCCAAACGACCAACUAUCACCUCUGUCCCCAUCCUGGAGCCCUACAAGCCCACAAAUGAUGCAAUAUUCACCAUCUGAAUCAGUUAGAAGUCCAGAAUAUAAUCCUGAAAGUCAUUAA